AUGUACGAAAUUUUUGGUCGAACAGCGUUAUUGGGCCGUUGGAUUGUCGACGAGACGAGUCCGCUGUGGGCGCCCUUCAGCCCGGAGAUGCAUGAGGAGAGGAAACGCAGUGCGACGUAUCGCGCUGCUCUGGGGCUCGGCGGCGGCGGCGGCGGCGGCAGAGGCCAGCUGCCCAGCUCCGACGUCGCUUUCGGCGAUUUCGGCCUCGGCAACGAGCAGCAGGAAUACAAUACAGACGAGGAGCUGGACGACGAGUACGGCAAUAACCUCCGUGCCUAUCACGAGGGCCUGUUGGGCCUUACGCCCCCCCGACCCCCGCUUCGAGAGAGGCUGGCGGCCGUACAGGCCUCCGUGGGUCAUGGAGCCGCCACGGCGGGCGCUCUGGCGCACCGCGGCUUGCAGCUGACGGAGGGGGUGGUGGAGGGGGGGGCGAAGACGGCACUACUGCUCGGGGCGGUACCGUUGGCGGGCACAGCGGCAGUAGCAGGGGGUGGAUGCCUGCUGGCAUGUUUUGCCCCUGGUAAUGUCGCCCCUCAAGUGCUUGAUCCGGAGCCUACAGGAACAGCAGCGGCGGCCGCACUGGGGCUGCCAGCUUUCGGCGCGUACGGAGCUUAUGCCGGCACGCGUGCUGCCGUACAUGGCACACACCGUGCGGCACAAGCCGGCGGCACUGCGGCUUCGUGGGUGCUUCACCUGGCCUGGGAGGUGGUGGAGUGGGCGGUGGAUACGGCAGGCCCUGAGCAUCCUUUAAUCGGACCCCAUGUCGCAGAACGGGUGUGGAGUACGUGGCUCGGGAUGCUGCUGCUGGCGGCGACGCUGAGCUUACGCAUGGCGGAUCGUACGGCAAGGGUGGUGGCGGGCGUGGUGGCGGCAGUGGCGGCGGUCCCAGCGGAGCGGUUGGCGCACCGGCGGCAGGCGGCGGCAGUAGUGGGGUGGCGGCGGCCCGGCGUCGGCACCGCCGUGCCAGGCCCGUUGAAACAUAUCAUGUUGCCCUCCGCCGCGCGGGCACUGAUAAUAUCCAGCGGCGGCGGCGGCGGAGGCGCAGGCGAUCUGUCGCGGUACGGCUCAUCCGUCUCCGUACCUGAGCGAACGCCGUCGGAGGCCGCGUCGAUCGGCGUCAGUGUCGGGAGCGGCGUCAACGUUGGCAGCCACGGCGGAGGCGGAUUGCUGUCGUACAUGCUAGCGCCGAUGGUGAUGGCUGCCGCAGCGGCGCUCGCCUGUGCAGACUUUUGGGCCUGGCGGGUACGACAGAUGAUUGCGCGCAUGUGGUACGUCACCAUCGGCACCAGGGCGGCAGCGCUGCAGCCGCCGCUGCACGUACAGCCGUACCGCCGCCAGGAAGAGCACGCCGGCGGCGGCAGCAGCGGCACCGCCGCCGCCGCCGCUGCCACAGCUGCAUCCAGUGCGCCUUCUUACUACCCGCCAGCUUCGUCGGUUUCCGCGGAGGCGCCCGCUGUCUCCACAUCCGGGCUGCCGCCGACGGGGGGGCCGCCAACGGCCUUUCGCCUCAUCCCGCCCAUUCCUGUAGCCUACCCAGGACUAGGCGGCGGCGGGCCUCCAGGAGCAGGUACCUACGGUGCUGGCAGCGGCUACGGUCACGACAAGGAGUCCUUCGCAUCCCCUGCUGACGCCUUCGCCGCUGCGCUGGAGUUUAUGGGAACCGCCACCGCCGGCAGGCUCGGCCGCGCAGGUGGCGGCGGUACCGCCGCCGCCGCCGCCGCUGUGCCGCAGCACCGCCGCAGCAACGCCCACGACCAGCUUCCCUUCGAGCCGCCGCCGCCGCCUGCGCCGCGACCGGCGGCGGCAGGGCACACCAGCGGCAGCACCACCGACGGUGACGUGGAGCGUGCUCGGGAGUCGUACACAAGUCUGAAGGACCGGGAACGGGAGCGCAGCGUCGAUCUGGAUGUGCUUGACGCCGCGGACGGCGGUGGAGCCGCCGGCGGCACCCCCGCCGCCAGGAGCCGCCACCGCCCGAGCGUCGAGAACCACGAGCACCAGCACCAGCACCAGCACCCACGUCAUCAUUGGGGCGUCUUUGACAAGGCUUUACGACGCGACCGUCGCAUGUCGGCGGAGGCGGAGGUUGACGUGUCGCAGCAGCUCCGUCGUUCUGACGCCGCGACCAGCAGCGGCGCUCUGACGCCUCCUGGCAGCGGCGGCAGUACGACGGCGGCGGCGGCAGCCGGUGCUGACCGGCAGUACCCCGCGGGACCUAUCGAUGCUUCUGACGCCGGCGGCGGCGGCGGCGGCGGUGUUCCUAAAGCCCACGGCAGGUUUUUCGGCUACACGCCUCAGACCGCAGGUUUUAAUGACGGCGCCGCUGCAGCGGCCGACGGCGGGGAGCAGCAGCAGCAGCGGCAGCGUCACGCCAAGCACGGAGCUGGUGUCGCUGGCGCGCUGGCAGGCCUGGUGGGUAAGUUUACCGGUGGCGGCGGCGGCGGUGGCGACGGUGGCGACGGUGACGGCGGUGGCGACUACGGCGGCGGCAACCACGGCCGCUCGCACCACGACCAACCGCAGCAACAGCUGCAACGGCAGCGGGACGAGGAGGUUUCGGAGCUUCAGAAGCUAGGCGGACCAUUGUACCAUCACAACCACGGCAAGGUGCAACACUUUGGCGACAUGGACGUGUACGAGCGUGGUGGAACGGCUGUUGACCAAGGCCGUACGCCCGCGGUCACCGGCGCCAACGGGAACGGGGCGAAAAAGGGACUCACGCUUGGUGCCCAGCCAGGAGUAUAA
Messenger RNA from Volvox carteri f. nagariensis, 2745 nucleotides. RefSeq lists its product as uncharacterized. The transcript has 7 exons. The record is from RefSeq and is a predicted model, not a curated record. The coding region runs from base 1 to 2745 and encodes 914 amino acids. NCBI's taxonomy places the organism in Eukaryota, Viridiplantae, Chlorophyta, Chlorophyceae, Chlamydomonadales, Volvocaceae.